Molecule: messenger RNA, 1356 nt
Organism: Cimex lectularius (bed bug)
Lineage: Eukaryota; Metazoa; Arthropoda; Insecta; Hemiptera; Cimicidae
Product: endoglucanase A-like
Exons: 5
Coding region: 267-1304 (345 amino acids)
Cellular component (GO): membrane
Source: RefSeq, a predicted model, not a curated record
GGUGGCCCAGAUCGUUCCUCAGAACUGUGCACUGUGCAGUUCCUUGUUUUAAUGUUGUCGACUCAGUUUCAGACUUCAGUGCAGAUUUCAGUCCUUCGCUGACCGUUGACCAUCUUAGACUUGUCAACCCGAAACAACAUCGUAUUUAAUUAAGACAAACACCUUUUUUCCAACGGAAUCAAUUUCUAAAGGAGAGCACAAUCUAAUUUGACGUACUCCGCCGGAUCGUAGAUUGUUACAGACCAGAUUUGACAAAUCUUUCAACGAUGAAGUCUUCAAUUUUCUCUUUCGUCUUCAUCUCCCUCAUGGCGCUUUCUUUCGGCCAAGAUGGAGUUGCAGAAACAAAAUUAACUGAAGUAACCAGUAGGGUGCCAGUAAUAGAGACAAAGCCUAACCCAACUAUACCUGUGCCGCACCCUUUAACUACAACCCUAGCUCCAACUACAACCCCAGCUCCGACUACAACCCCAGCUCCGACUACAACCCCAGCUCCGACUACAACCCCAGCUCCGACUACAACCCCAGCUCCGACUACAACACCAGCUCCGACUACAACCCCAGCUCCGUCUACAACCCCAGCUCCGACUUCAACCCAUGCUCCAGCACCAACCACAACCACAGUCCCUUCCUCAACCCCAACUCCAGCCACUUCCACAGCCCCGACCCCAACUUCACCAAAACCAAAAACUUGGGACUGGGAUGUUGAAAAGAAUGGAACUGUAUGCAUUUUGGCCAAGAUGAACAUAAAUUUGGACCUGAAAAGGGUAGAAGAACAUAGGGAUGUUGUCUUCAAUGUGCCAAAGAAUGCAAUAGCGACGGGACUCUGUGACAGUAAACAGCAGGCUCUCAUACUGACAUGGGAUACGAAGUCGAAUUCUUCAAAUUCCUCAAAUAUGCUCACUUUCUGGUUCCAGAAAAAUGACACCUCUAAAAACUAUUACAUUAACAGAGUUGAAGUCAAACUGUAUAACAAGAACGUAGUCUACAAUGGAACUAAAUAUAAUUUAACAAUGUAUGAGACAAAGGAAAACACUUCUUACAGUUGCUCUUACUCUAGCCCAAUCGAAAUCAAAACACCAAACAACACGCUCACCAUUUCUCUUAGUGACAUCCAUCUCCAGGCGUAUCUUAACGAUUCCGCCGCCACUGCAGAUUUUAAACAAGCAUAUUCUUGUGCACCUGACUCACCCGAUCUCGUGCCCAUCUUGGUGGGAGUCGCUUUGACCUUGUUGAUUAUCACUGUGCUCAUUGCGUACCUUUACUCAAGGAAGAGGAACCAGGCAAGGGGAUAUCUCAGCAUGUAAAAUUGCCGGUAUUAUGUGUAAAGACUGGUACUUCAGGGUGGAGAUAUUAAAA